AACUUUAUAUUAUUUCUCUGCCCCUUCCUUCCAGAUCAAAUCGCCCCCCUGCAAUCUAGGGUUCCGUAAAUCUCCUGACAUCAUCUUCCUAUCACAUUUCCGCUCAACUCUCCUUCACGAUCUGCUUGCUUCCACACCUUCAUCAUGACCAUUGCUGAUUCAGCUUCCUUCAUGGAUAACGGAUCACUUUGCUUGCCCUGCACGCCACACGAAGAGGCGAAGAUUGUCAAGGAGUUAACUGACAAGGCUGAAUCUUGUUCCAAAGAAGGCGAUUUGUAUUAUGUUAUAUCCAACAGGUGGUUUUCACGAUGGCAGAGAUAUGUCGGUGAGGAAACUGGUGAAUACAUCUUCGAAGAGCUUUCUACUGAUAAAGAAGCUUCAUCGUUGACAAAAGCAGGCGAGAGACCUGGGCCAAUUGAUAACACAGAUAUAAUUACAAAUGAAGGUGGUCGUGAUGUUAGUGACCUACAGCUUCCUAGAACACUAAUCGAAAGAAGUGAUUAUGUUUUAGUUCCUCAAGUAGUUUGGGAGAAGCUUCAUGGAUGGUACACAGGGGGACCGGCUUUGCCGAGGCAGAUGAUAUCCCUUGGUAUCCAGAAGACGUUAUCAGUUGAGGUGUACCCUCUUGCUUUAAAAGUGAUCGAUUCAAGAGACAAGAGUGAAAUAAUCAUACACAUAAGUAAAAAGGCUUCAUUACGGAAACUUUAUGAACAAGUCUCGUCACUCAAAAGGGUAGACAUAGAGAAGGUACGCAUCUGGGACUAUUUUAACGAUUGCAAGCAAACAGCAUUGGCUUCUUCAGAUCAAACCCUGGAAGAGUCUAACUUGCAGAUGGAUCAAUCUAUUCUUUUUGAUGUGCAAAUUGAUGAAUUUAUACCCUCUGGAUUUGGCAUGGAUUCAACGGGAAAUCAGUUAGCUUUGGUUCUCAUGGAACCACCAAGAUCGUCUCACACCAUAGCCGGUGGCCCAAGUUUGUCAAACGGUAAUGGGCUAGAUUACGGUUAUGGUUCUACUUUGUACCAGGGGCCCACAGUAGGCUCAGCGUCUACAGAUACGGAACACAAACGCGAUUCCGUAAGAAGUGAUCUCCAAAGAGAUAGAGGUUUAGCGGGAUUGCAGAAUUUGGGGAACACGUGUUUCAUGAAUAGCGCACUUCAGUGUCUACUCCAUACAUCACCUCUUGUGGACUACUUUCUCCAGGAUUAUAGUAACGAGAUUAACAAACAGAAUCCUCUAGGAAUGCGUGGUGAACUUGCGGUUGCGUUUGGCGAGUUGCUGAGGAAACUUUGGUCUUCGGGUCGUACUGCGGUUGCUCCUCGCGUGUUUAAAGGAAAACUUGCUCGGUUUGCUCCGCAGUUUAGUGGAUACAAUCAGCAUGAUUCUCAAGAACUCUUAGCCUUCCUUCUGGACGGGUUGCAUGAAGAUUUGAAUCGUGUAAAGCAGAAGCCUUAUAUCGAGACAAAAGACUCUAAUGGUCGCCCCGAUGAGGAAGUUGCAAAUGAAUUUUGGAGCUAUCACAAAGCUCGAAAUGAUUCGAUUGUAGUUGAUGUCUGUCAGGGUCAAUAUAAGUCAACACUGGUUUGUCCAGAUUGUGGCAAAAUCUCGAUCACAUUUGACCCGUUCAUGUACUUGUCAUUGCCACUACCUUCAACCGCCACCCGAUCAAUGACUAUAACUGUAUUUUAUGGAGACGGAAGUGGCUUGCCAAUACCAUUUACCAUUAGCGUUCCAAAAUACGGUUACUGUAAGGAUCUCUUUCAAGCUUUGGGUACUGCAUGUUGCUUAGAAAGUGACGAAACCUUGAUUCUUGCAGAGGUAUACGAGCACAAGAUAUAUCGCUACUUGGAUAAUGGAGAAUCAUUGCACACAAUCAAAGAUGACGAAUGCAUUGUGGCUUACCGACUUUCAAAGAAACACGCAGGGUUUCCCAUGCUAGAGAUAUGCCACAGAUAUCUUGAGAAUGUGAAACCCGAUGAAAGAACAAGAUCUUUGACACCCUUGGUUACUCAUCUAGAAGGCGCAAAAAGCGGCACUGAUAUCGAGUUAGCAGUUAACAGAGUUCUGAGCCCACUGAAAAGGAAAGUUCUUUUGUCAACAAACACGAGUGACGGUAUGAAAGUCAACGGCCUUGUUUCCGACACCACUGAAGAAUCGACCAGUGACUGUCAGAUGGAUACUCAAGUUGGUCACCCGUUUGGGGAUAAAGACUCGGAGGAAGCAUAUAGCAAUGAAUUAUCAUUCCGUUUAUGCAUAAACGACGAUAGGGGUAUGAAUGGCAAACCGAUUUUGAAAGAUUCCGUUGUAAAACCUAGUAAAAUCAUGAAAGUUGUUCUGGAUUGGACCGACAAGGAUCAUGAGUUGUAUGAUUCGAACUACCUCAAGGAUCUUCCAAUGGUUUAUAAACCCGGGCUUACGGUUAAGAAAACGAAACAAGAAUCUAUCUCAUUGUUUUCUUGUUUGGAUGCAUUCUUAAAGGAGGAACCUCUAGGACCUGAGGAUAUGUGGUAUUGCCCUGGUUGCAAGGAACACCGACAAGCAACCAAGAAACUAGACUUGUGGAGGUUGCCCGAUAUUAUAGUCUUUCAUCUUAAAAGAUUCUCGUACAGCCGGUUUCUGAAGAACAAACUCGACACUUUUGUGAAUUUUCCGAUUCAUAAUCUUGAUUUAAGCAAGUAUGUUAAAAAUAAAGAUCCAUCUGGUGGAGCCAAUGUUUAUGAGCUGUAUGCUAUUAGCAAUCAUUACGGCGGCCUUGGUGGCGGCCAUUACUCUGCGUAUGCAAAGUUGGUUGAAGAAGAUCGAUGGUAUCAUUUUGACGAUGCACAUGUGACUCCUGUAAGUGAAGGUGACAUUGUGACAUCAGCAGCGUAUUUGUUGUUUUACCAAAGAGUGAAAACUGGUAAACCUAACGAACCGACGGGGGAGUCUAGUACAGUUCACGAGGAUUUUUGAAUAGUGAACAAAUAACAAGAAUCAGAAGCUAAUCAUAUGAUAUAGGGCUCACCAAAACGUCAAGAUUCGACUGAUGAAGUUAGGGAUUUGAUUAAAUUGACAACACAAGUUUUGAUGAAAAUGGGGAAUGGAUUAUAUGUAAUUAGGAAGCAGGAAGGGUGUAGUUAUAUUGUCACAAUUGGCUGGCCUACUCUUAACAACUUGAUAUUUUAAUGAAGAUGAUUUUGCAUAUGCAGUAUCACCUGGCUUUUUUAUUGUAUUGAUUCUUUGAUUUACGGUUGGUAUGUAUGAUCGUUGCUUAA
Messenger RNA from Helianthus annuus (common sunflower), 3251 nucleotides. Its product is annotated as ubiquitin carboxyl-terminal hydrolase 9. The record is from RefSeq and is a predicted model, not a curated record. Bases 145 to 2949 code for a protein of 934 amino acids. NCBI's taxonomy places the organism in Eukaryota, Viridiplantae, Streptophyta, Magnoliopsida, Asterales, Asteraceae. Gene Ontology annotation, molecular function: cysteine-type deubiquitinase activity. Gene Ontology annotation, biological process: protein deubiquitination. The transcript is spliced from 13 exons.